Molecule: messenger RNA, 813 nt
Organism: Schistocerca americana (American grasshopper)
Lineage: Eukaryota; Metazoa; Arthropoda; Insecta; Orthoptera; Acrididae
Product: putative Dol-P-Glc:Glc(2)Man(9)GlcNAc(2)-PP-Dol alpha-1,2-glucosyltransferase
Exons: 5
Coding region: 1-693 (230 amino acids)
Biological process (GO): dolichol-linked oligosaccharide biosynthetic process; protein N-linked glycosylation
Cellular component (GO): endoplasmic reticulum
Molecular function (GO): dolichyl pyrophosphate Glc2Man9GlcNAc2 alpha-1,2-glucosyltransferase activity
Source: RefSeq, a predicted model, not a curated record
AUGACGUCACAGGUAAUUAGCACCAAACGAUCACUCGACAAACUGCUUGAUGAAGCUCUCAACAUCUUUGAAAGAUUGGGUGUCAACUGUAAACUUGUCAAGAUGGGCCCCCAAAUUGGCUGUAUGUCCACUUCACAGGGUGCCUCUACCUUCGCCUCUGACUCUCACACUCUCUGGUUCUUUCCUUGCUUGCUGUGCCGAGAUCCCCCACCCCCAAGUCGCACUUGGGAUCCUAAAAUAACAACACUCCCAGGACUGUACGUGUUUUCUGUCAUUUACCUCAAGAUUGCUGGAUUGUUUAUGGGGCAAGAUUUUUGUGACAUACAUGGUCUUCGUGUCUUUAAUGUUUUCCUCUGUCUUGCUAAUUUUAUCCUGAUUUACAGACUACAACGGCAGAUAAGCACCUUGGGGAGGUGGUGUGAUGGCAGGAAAUGUUUGGCAGAUGAGUGCAAAUGGAGGGAUCUUGCCACAGCUUUGAAUAUGUCCCUGUUUCCUGUUCUCUACUACUUUGCAUUCUUUUACUACACUGAACAGUUAUCAACUUUUACUGUGUUACUGACAUAUUCAUUGUCUCUUACUGAAUAUACCAAAGAAUCUGCCAUAAUGGCUCCAGCUCCUUUUCAGAUUGAUUGUAAAAUUCUACCAGAUUCUCCAGUGCUACUAACAGAGCACCAUCAGAAGCUUCAAGCAUAAAUUUUAUUUCAACAAUUUGGAAAAUUUUGGUGAUUUUACUCAUGGCUGUGUACCGUGAUGUUUCUUGUAUACUUUGAUCUGUGAAUUCAAACAUUUAUUAAUGAACUACUUCUUGAAUCA